AUGGCUAUUGCCAAUGGAUCAAACAAUAUUGUUGUAUUUCAAUCUGGUACAUAUAAUUUUACAUCAGUUAUCUCAAUAGAGUGCGCUGUCAAUUUGACAAUUAUGGGACAAGGAAUGCAACAAACACUUUUACUUGGAAAUUCACCAUCGGCGAUGUUCAAACCAUUUCAUUGUCAAGGACUAACCAUUACUUCAUUAGCCAUUGAUUUCGAUCCACUUCCAUUUACUGCUGGAUAUGUGGUGAGUGCGAACACGAGCUAUCUCGAUGUCCAAGUAGUACCACCACACAAAGCUGAUAUUGGUCGACAAGUACACGCAAUUCUUCAAUAUGAUCCAGUAGAGAUGAGACCAGCCUUUAGUCCAAACGCAUAUGAAAUCUAUCAGACACCACCGUCGAAUGCGAACACUAGUUUGGUCUCACCUGGUAUAUUACGAAUCCCUUUGGCAUCUCCUUCAAUAUUUGUUGCGGGAGAUCCAAUUGUCGCUCGUUAUACUUUUGCAAGGCAUGCUAUUGAUGCUCAAGAUGUAACAGAUUUCACUGUUCAGUCGAUAAUAAUCUAUACAGCUUGGUGUAUGGGCGUAGUCACACUACGGGCAAAACGUUUGAAUAUAAUUGACUAUCAUGUAAUACCGCGUGAUGGACGUUGGAUGAGUGCAUCAGUAGACUGUAUGCACUUUGCAGACAGUAGAGAUUACAUAAACAUAGUCGACAGUAAAUGUGAAGCACAAGGUGAUGAUGGAUUGAAUGUACAUGGAUUUUAUUUCACUGUAGCACAGAUAAUCAAUUCAACCGCAUUGAUUUUUGAAGAGUUUAAUUGGUUUGAUGUACUUAAUGUCGGAGUUGGCACACAUCUAGAAUUUAGCAGCAGUCAACGACAAUUCACAGUCUAUGCAACAGCGACAGUAGCGUCGUCUUCAAUCUAUGGUCCAACUUCACGAUUAUUCACAUUCACCAGCCCCAUCAAUGCAAGUGUCGGAGAUUGGGCUUCUGUUGCUGAUACACCAACAUUGACUAUUAGGAAUUUGACUGUGGCUAAUAAUCGAGCACGUGGUGUUCUAUUAAAGACACGAAAUAUUCAGAUAACAGAUUCAUUAUUCAAUAGAACAAGUGGACCAGCAGUACUGUUUGAGCCAUCAAUGUAUUGGUAUGAAAGUGUUGCGGCACAAAAUGUGACACUCAGUCGAAAUGUCUAUAUCAGUUGCAAUCAAGGCAUUGCGAAACAAAAAGGAGUAAUUUCUUUUGCACCUCUUCCCCGUCAAUUAGUUCCAGUUUUCUCUGACGUUAUUGUGGAGUCAUCAACAUUUCUAUUUGGAGUAUACGGUCAAGGUUUGAUUCAAGGCAACAACGCAGCUAAUGUAUCAAUCAGUGGAAACUAUAUAGCAAUAAACAGCUCAAUAUCAUUGAUUUCAAUCUGUAACAGUCAAAAUAUUUCUGCACAUAACAACACCCUUGUCAAUCAUCAAUUUACAGUUGAUCCAUUUUAUUAUGACAAUGCAAAUCCCUGUCAAACGAAUUUCAGUCGUUUAAUUGAUUUGCCUCUAUCAGGUUUUAACUCAUCAUUUCCUCCACCUGUAACGGUAACAAACUUAGGUGUUCAAGUUAACGUUCAUGAAGCUGUUCCAAAUGCGUGCAACGUUGUAAAUCUUUCGAAGAAUAUUUCUAAUAGUUGUUCACUAUCAAACAUCAUCGGUUGA
Molecule: messenger RNA, 1695 nt
Organism: Rotaria sp. Silwood1
Lineage: Eukaryota; Metazoa; Rotifera; Eurotatoria; Philodinida; Philodinidae
Source: the annotation of a GenBank genome assembly